AUGACCAAGACGAAGACCAAAUCCAAGUUCAAGACCAAGAUCAAAUCCAGAGUCAAGUCCAAGACUAAGACCAAGAUCAAGAACAAGACCAAAUCCAAGGCCAAGACCAAGAUCAAGAUCAAUACCAAGACCAAAGCCAAGACCAAAGCCAAGACCAAAGCCAAGACCAAGACCAUGAUCAAAACUGAGAACCAGACCAAGACCAAAUUCAAGACCAAGACUAAGAACAAGACCAAGAUCGAGAUCAAGACCAUGACCAAGACGAAGACCAAAUCCAAGUCCAAGACAAAGAUCAAAUCCAAAGUCAAGUCCAAGACCAAGAUCAUGAACAAGACUAAAUCUAAGACCAAGACUAAAACCAAGAUCAAGAUCAUGAUCAAAACCAACACCAAAACCAAGACCAAGACCAAGAUCAAGAUCAAGAACAGGACUAUGACCAAGACAAAGACCAAACCCAAGUUCAGGACCAAGACCAAAAUCAAGACCAAGAUCAAAUCUAAGACCAAAACCAAAACCAUGACCAAGACGAAGACCAAAUCCAAGUCCAAGAUAAAGAUCAAAUCCAGGGUCAAGUCCAAGACCAAGACCAAGAGUAAAUCCAGGGCCAAGUCUAAGACCAAGACCAAUACUGCCGCCUUCGCAAUCCACUAA
Sabethes cyaneus is the source of this 651-nucleotide messenger RNA. RefSeq names its product serine/arginine-rich splicing factor 4-like. The transcript has a single exon. Lineage: Eukaryota; Metazoa; Arthropoda; Insecta; Diptera; Culicidae. The record is from RefSeq and is a predicted model, not a curated record. The coding region runs from base 1 to 651 and encodes 216 amino acids.